This is a messenger RNA of Daldinia decipiens, 516 nucleotides long. Its product is annotated as Got1-domain-containing protein. NCBI's taxonomy places the organism in Eukaryota, Fungi, Ascomycota, Sordariomycetes, Xylariales, Hypoxylaceae. Gene Ontology annotation, biological process: retrograde transport, endosome to Golgi; endoplasmic reticulum to Golgi vesicle-mediated transport. Gene Ontology annotation, cellular component: Golgi membrane; COPII-coated ER to Golgi transport vesicle; Golgi cis cisterna. The record is from RefSeq and is a predicted model, not a curated record. Bases 1 to 516 code for a protein of 171 amino acids. The transcript is spliced from 5 exons.
AUGCCCACCAUGUGGUUAUCAGACGCCCAAAGUAAGACCGGACCUGCAAAGAUCCUAAGUAAAUCGGGGUCGCCUUCUGCUCUGGUGGUACGUGGUAAUCAAUCUAGCAUGCUCAUGCUCAUGCUCAUGCUCUUGCGCCCGCGUGUCUGUGGCUUCUUCCUGAUUGGAGGUGUCAUGCUGUUCUUUGAUCGAGCCAUGCUUGCGAUGGGCAAUAUCCUCUUCCUAAUCGGCUUAACGAUCAUCAUCGGUCCACAGAAGACACUACUCUUCUUCGCGCGGAAGCAGAAAGCUAAGGGCACCGCGGCCUUUUUCUUAGGAUUAACGCUAAUCCUUAUGCGAUGGGCGCUGAUUGGGUUCUGCGUUGAAUUAUACGGCAUCGUGGUGCUGUUCGGAGACUUCCUCGGUACGAUUGCGAGUUUUGCACGAAACGCCCCAAUUGUCGGUCCUUAUAUUGGCCUCGUUAUCGAUCGUGUCCCAGGCUUUGGAGGCCUACGGAAUGCUGAGUUACCUGUUUGA